CUUUCGCAUGAGCUUCCUGCCUUCCUCUCUGCAAGACGCAUUUUUGUAGUACGGAAGCGUGCGUUACUUGUCGACAUGGCGGAGGUGGAAAUCGAGGAAUUCAUUGAACAAAACAAGCAUUUGGCCACGCUUGUAGAUACAUAUCGUGGCAUCUCCGAGAGUGAAAAACAAUGGAAGGCCAGGAGGGAAUUCCUAUUCAGAAAUAUAAACGACUUUGAGGACCCACACAUUGACCAGCUGCUAGCAUUGUCCAUGGUAUGGGCCAACAACGUGUUUCUUGGCUGUCGAUACAGUCCAGACCUCCUGGAGAAAAUGAAGGAAAUGGCUGAAGGAAUUGUGGUGGAGGAUGCCCCUGUUUUCAAAACCAGAGAUGAGAUAAUGAAAAAACAGAUCAUUUGGCAGUACGUCCAAGCAGCCUCACAACCACAGACCACGUGUAACCACGCCAGCCCAGGGCCUCCAUAUCCAGCUUCUUCACCUGCUGGAUUGUCUGAGACCAGCCACCCGGACACCUGAUGAAACUGGGUUUGCACAAACUAUCUCUGCACAAACUGUCAAAAACCGUUUCAGGGAAGCACAUCUGGGUGCUCGUCGUCCUUACCAGGGUCUUGACCUGACUGCUGUUUGGUGUCGUAACCGACUUCAGGGGGCAAAUGCUCACCUUCCAUGACCACUGGCACGCUGGAGAAGUGUGCUCUUCACGGAUGAAUCCCGGUUUCAACUGAUACGGGCAGAUGGCCGACAGCAUGUAUGGCGUUGUGUAGACGAGCGGUUUGCCGAUGUCAACAGUGCCCCUUGGUGACAGUGGGGUUAUGGUAUGUGCAGACAUAAGCUACGGACAACAAACACAAUUGCAUUUUAUUGAUGGCAAUUUGAAUGCACAGAAAUACCGUGACGAGAUCCUGAGGCCCAUUUUUAAGGUAUCUGAUCAACAUCUGUAUUCUCAGUCAUGUGAAAUCCAUAGAUUAGGGCUUAAUGAAUUAAUUUCAUUGACUGAUUUCCUCAUAUGAACUAACUUAGUAAGAUCUUGGGAAAUUGUUGCUUUUUGUUCAGUAUAGUUGUGCAAUACAUUUUAUAGAUAAAAGGAUAAGUAGGGUAUCAUUUUUUAAAUGUGUGCAUGCUUUUCUCCUUUGAGAAAACCGCUCAUUGAAAGGGGUGGACAGAUCUCAAAAUUCUUCAGCAAAGGACUCCGGUAGGAUACUCGUGCUUUCUCAGGGGGAGACGAGGACACUCCUCCGUUUACCUACUAACUUAUUGACACUCUUCAACCACUUACCGGUUUCCGGGUCACAGAGGACUGUCUUUUCCCCCAAAUGAGAUUCUCCCCCAGUUGCCUGCUACUACCCAUCGAGGUUGCAGCGGAUGAGGAUUAUUUACCCUAGUCCAUAAUACAAUCCAAGACAAAACAAUUAUACAUGCCACAGCUGCACUCUUCACAUAAGAGCUGAAAUCAAAAUCUCAAAGUCUG
This is a messenger RNA of Oncorhynchus keta (chum salmon), 1468 nucleotides long. RefSeq names its product CDKN2AIP N-terminal-like protein. The coding region runs from base 76 to 516 and encodes 146 amino acids. Lineage: Eukaryota; Metazoa; Chordata; Actinopteri; Salmoniformes; Salmonidae. The record is from RefSeq and is a predicted model, not a curated record. The transcript is spliced from 3 exons.